UUCGAAGUCCUUCCAUGCCGGCAGCGACAGUGGGAAAGGCUGCUCCUCCCGCUGGCACAGUAUCGGAGCAGUUCUAUCAAAUCGAUCGCUGCUUUAGAGACGAGGCGUAUCAAGAGGCUAGCAGGACUGCUAAACAGAUAUUGAGCAAACAACCUGAGAAUACGCAGGCUAUGAUGUGUUACUUGUAUAGCCAGAUUCAGUUGUCGCAGUGGAAGAAUUGCCUCAACUUUAUGGAUUCGAAGACCGCCAUGGCUCUAGAUAAGUGUUCAUCGGAGGAUCGAGCUACGCUAAGUUACUAUCGAGCCUACUGCCUUUAUCGCCUCAAUAGAGAGGGGGAGUGCUUGGAGGAGAUAUCGAGAAAUGGUGACAGCAAUUCCGAGAAGUGGCAGGUGUUGGAAGCUCAGUGUCGCUAUCGACUUCAUCAAUACUCGAAAACUACAGGGCUUUACCAGAAACUACUCGCGGAAGCUGAAAAUGAAUCCAAUGGGGUAGAUUCUGAAUCCGCUUUGUUACUAUCGAUAAAUCUACUGGCAAGUUGUGUGUCUGGGGGCAGCACUGACGACUUGGAUAGGAUGAUGAAGGAUCUAGGCGAGCCUGAGGAUGCCUAUGAGUUGGCUUACAAUCUGGCAUGUGCUUAUCUUCUCAAGAAGGACUAUGUGAAGGCCGAGGACAUGCUCGUCUUGGCCUCGUCCCUCUGCAAGGGCGAGCUUGAUAUCGAUACGGACUCGGACCCUGAGCUCAACUGGAUCAAAGCUCAACUUGGUUACCUUCGUCAACUACAGGGGCGGACCGGUGAGGCUGCAGAAAUAUACGAGAAAAUAAUGCGACCUGUAAUAGGAGGCAUGAAGAACGAUAUCUCGGUUAUGGCAACUGCAUGCAACAAUCUUGUGACCUUAAGACCGAAGGGCAGUUCACUCUUCGACGCUCUCAAGAGGGUUCGACUCGCCAGUAAAGCUGAGUCCCUCGAGAGCAAGCUGACGGCCAGUCAGUUGAAGACCUUGGGUCUCAACAAGAGCAUCGCUUUAUCGUCCCGAUCGAAGAUUUCCGAAGCUCGAGGAGUACUAUCACAGCUAGAGGCGCAGCUAGGGGAUAGUUUCGCUCGCAGCGGCACCGCGGCUGUGUGCAGGGCUGUUAUACAGUAUGCUAGCGGAGUGAAGGAGGAGGCGGUCGACACUUUGAAGUCCUGGCUGGCCUCGAACAGCUCUUCAGGGGAUUCCACAUUUGUGCGUUUGUCUUUGGCUGGUCUCCUCGCUGAAUCACCAACGACUAGGUCAGAGGCUGCCAAGUUGCUGAGUGCCCUCGGUCCCGAGAUUAGUAUGGGAAGGCCAGAAGCAGUAAGGCAGAGGUUCGGUGCUCACAGUGGGGAUACGGCCGAGGACCGCGCUGCGUUGAGGAAUGAGAUCACUGAAGUGCUGAACUUUUGGCAGAAACGUUCGUCGGGAGAUGCAGCUGCGGUUUUGAGGUAUGUUGCUGAUGUUGCCACUCGUAACAAGUUCUACGAGGAAGCUGUACGGACGUGGGAACUGUAUGGCAGCAAAGUUGGAGAUACCGGGGCGGUCGAGGCGGUCCAAGGACUGGGGUUUCAGGUAGCAGCUAUCUCACGUGUGGAUGCCCCGAGCUCAGAGAGUUUGAGUAAUGCUUCUAUGCUGGUGGAGCGACUGGUGCAAAGAUCAUCUGAAGCAGAAGCAAUAGAGGAUGCUAUAGAUGAUGUGGACCCUGAGGAGUUGGAGGGCAUGGACGUUAGCAUGGGGAGCUGGAAGGUGGCAGCUACAGCUCCUACAGCAGCAGUCGAGGGAGAGAAUGUCGAGGUUAAGAAGCGACACCGUAAGCGGAAGCCUCGCUACCCUAAGGGCUUCGAUCCGGAGAACCCGUCAGCAUUCAAGAAACCAGACCCUGAGAGGUGGUUACCGAAACAUGAACGUUCUGACUACCGUAGGAAGAUGAAGAAGAAGCAAAUGCAGUUGAUGCGUGGUCCUCAGGGUGUGGUCCCUACUGAAGGUGAGCAUGUGAAGACCGGCCCGAGCACGGCCCAGCUGGAGGCGUCUACAGAGAGGCAGACCCAACAUCAGAAGAGACGGAAGAACCAACGCAAGCGCAAGUGA
Messenger RNA from Perkinsus marinus ATCC 50983, 2102 nucleotides. RefSeq lists its product as hypothetical. Gene Ontology annotation, molecular function: 7S RNA binding; ribosome binding; protein binding. The transcript is spliced from 22 exons. The record is from RefSeq and is a predicted model, not a curated record. Bases 15 to 2102 code for a protein of 695 amino acids. Gene Ontology annotation, cellular component: signal recognition particle, endoplasmic reticulum targeting. Gene Ontology annotation, biological process: SRP-dependent cotranslational protein targeting to membrane. NCBI's taxonomy places the organism in Eukaryota, Perkinsozoa, Perkinsida, Perkinsidae.